Closterium sp. NIES-65 is the source of this 597-nucleotide messenger RNA. The record is from the annotation of a GenBank genome assembly. NCBI's taxonomy places the organism in Eukaryota, Viridiplantae, Streptophyta, Zygnematophyceae, Desmidiales, Closteriaceae.
AUGUACAUCACUCUCUACUUUCUCGUCACCCGUCUCCCUGAGUCCCUUCGUGUCGUUAGGGACCAGUUUCUCUCUGUCUGUCCCACCACUCUCCCUGUCGACCUCCUUGAGGAGUCCCUGCUAGCGGCUGAGAAGAGUAUUGUCGCUGUAGGGGCCUCUCGGUCGGUCGGCGCGGCGUCUGCCCCCAGCGGCAGACGCCGCUCUGGCAAGGGCAAGGGGGGCAAGGGAGCGGGUGGAGCUAGAGGGGGCGGUGGAGGAGGCGGUGGGGGUGGCGGGGGGAGUGGGGGUGGCGGUGGGGUGGUGGCGGGAGUGGAGGUACUGGUGGCGGCGGUGGAGGCGGAGGUGGCGGUGGAGGUGGUAGCGGAGGAGGCGGUGGGAGCGGUGGGAGCGACGGUCCUGGUGGGGGAGGUGGAGGUGGAGACGGGGGUGGCGGUGGAGGCGGGGGGUGGCGGUGGAGGCGGGGGUCGGAGUGGCUCGUCCCAGCGGAGCAGCUCUGGGGGUGGUCAGCGCCAGCAGCAGCAGCAGCAGCAGCCGCAGCAGCAGCCACAACAGCAGCAGCGCUCCUCGCACCGUCCCCGCCCCUCAGCAGCUCCGUGA